ACAGAUUCGGUUCGUGACCGUGAAGACUACCUCAAGCAGUCUGAGAGACUCUUCAUCCUACAACCAUUUACAGUUGGAGCUCUCAAGAACAUGCGCAAUUACGAAGGUCAGACACCAGCUGGAGACCGCAAAACAGACGUACUCGCAAGAGCAGUCCAACUGGUCAAGACAAAGACGGAGAUAGUUGACUUCAUUCUUGCAGCUUGCCCAUACAAGUAA
Messenger RNA from Trichomonas vaginalis G3, 219 nucleotides. RefSeq lists its product as uncharacterized. The annotation marks the transcript as partial. NCBI's taxonomy places the organism in Eukaryota, Parabasalia, Trichomonadida, Trichomonadidae. The record is from RefSeq and is a predicted model, not a curated record. The transcript has a single exon.